CUUGGGCUCAAAAAAGAAAAGUUAAAAACGCCUUGUUAAAAAGCCUUGGAUGAGUAAAGGAAGUAGACGAACCCUGCGGUCCGUUAUUUCUGACUGCGAUUUAGUCGCUGUUUAACCACCAAACCGAACGUUAGUGGUGUCAGCGCGUCAGGAAGAAUCGUUGUCGUUGAAAAAUCCAUUUCAGUUUUAAAAUGAACGCCAUUUUUAUCUUUUCGAUGCUAAUAGCGUGUGAUACCAUCGGCAUUUCAGUUGGUCAACGAAGCAAUGGUGUUACUGAUGAUGCUUUACUAGAGAUCUCUAGUCGCUUAUAUGGAAUGGACGUAAAUGGUGCUUACGAUCAGCUGGAACUUAAUCUUCAGACUAAAACAUCCUCUGGCAGUCGCGUUGACAAAGCACCACUUCCAUUGUUUAAAAACGGUAUACCAAAGGAUGUUUUCGCCCGCCCAACGUACGCAAAGCUGUUAGCGCUGUUUGACAAUUACCUUGCAUCCGUGAAUGAGACGGAACAAGUAACUCCUCAGGAGAGAGCCGAAGAAACCGCUUUCUUCGAUGCGUUAUUUGGAACAGCCGUCAUUAAAGCAACCCACCAGUUUCUAGUCUCCAAAGGUCUAGCACAACCCAAUGUUGAACUCUUCAAGGAACAAAUGAAAAACAUUUGGUUCGGUCUUUAUCAACGGGCACCUGGAAAACAAGGAUCAUCAGGCUUCGAACACGUCUUCUUGGGCGAAUUCAAAAACGGAAUUUCUGGCCUUCACUCUUGGGUUCGAUUUGUGACUGAAGAAGCCAAGGGAGAUCUAAACUAUCUCGGAUAUACAAGGGUUUUGUCUCUUGGCAAGGGCCCUGUAGGCUUAAUCGAAUUACCAAUGAAGUAUCAAGGAGUGUUUAAACCACAUUCAACACUGAUGAUUGGCAGUAGCCCAGAACUCGAGAUUGCACUUUACAGCAUUUGUUUUAUGGCGAGACCCGAUUCUUUGUGCCCAAUCAAGGGACAAGUCGCCAACGGUAGAACUACUCAGUAUAGCAUUCAGACAUUUGUUUCGAAAUUUCAUGGCCGACAAUUCGUGGGAUCUGCUUUUCCUACAUUCUAAUCUCAUCUUCGUUCUUCCAAUGUGUUACCGCAAUCGCACAUUGAACCAUUAGGAUUAGAGUAAAAAUUUCAUAUUUGGUCUACAUCUACUUCCUCGCUUACAGAUCUUAUUAAAAGCUCUACGGUGUAACGCACGCAAUGCAUUUAUAGUUGCAAAAAUACCACAAAAGAACAAUUUCAAUGGAAAUGUUUGAGAAAAAAUAAACCUAUAGACAAGA
Daphnia pulex (common water flea) is the source of this 1305-nucleotide messenger RNA. RefSeq names its product endoribonuclease CG2145-like. Gene Ontology annotation, molecular function: RNA endonuclease activity. The transcript is spliced from 5 exons. NCBI's taxonomy places the organism in Eukaryota, Metazoa, Arthropoda, Branchiopoda, Diplostraca, Daphniidae. The record is from RefSeq and is a predicted model, not a curated record. The coding region runs from base 192 to 1088 and encodes 298 amino acids.